AUGGCUUCCAUGCUAUCUUUUCCCCUCCCAAAACUAAGCACACCAAGUGUUAUAGCUAAGGCUGCUGCUUCUUCAGCUCCAGUAACCUCAUCCCCAGCUGCAGCCGAAAAUGCUGCUAGUCUUGAACAAAAAUUUGGUCGAAAAGGAAUAAAGUUCCUUGAUUCUCCAGGUGAUGUUCCGACAGUUGAGCUGACUGUCAGAAAUGGAAGCUCAGUAAAACUUCACAUACCAACUGCGCAUGUCACUUCUUAUAAGCCUAAAGUUUACUGGAAAGAUGAUGGUUUUGAAGAAGUCCUCUACACUAUUCCUCCUAAAGGAGUGAUUAACUCUUCUUCGAAUUCCAAAGGCGGUAUCGGUUUGGUCCUCAAUGAACUUUCAGACCAGAAUCCCAAAGGGUCUAUACUCAAGACUCCUCCUCAGUGGACUGUCAAAGAUGCUGAUAAUGAUUCCAUUGAUGCUGUACAGAUUGAGCUGAGCAGCACCAGUGGAACUCUGGAGUUGACAUUCGUCGUGACACUCUAUCCAUUGAGCGUUGCGACAGCUGUUAUCGUGAAAAAUAAUGGACGUAAGGCGGUCAAUCUUGCUGGGGCAAUCCUCACCCAUUUUCUGACGAAGAGGCGGAGAGGGGCAGGGGUUGAAGGACUCAGGAGCUUCACGUACACUUCGCUUCCCCCUUUGUCUUCACAGUAUGAGAUCCUGUCCCCAUCUGAAGCUAUGAAGACUGAGGAUCCGGGGUGGUUCUCUUUCGGAUGGGAGCCGGAAAAGAAACCGGGCGAAUGGACUACACAAGAGGAUAAAUACACUGUGAUGAAGCACAAGAUGAGUAGGGUUUAUGGUACUCCACCAGCUGAAAGAUUGAAAAAGUUCUACAACACACCACCUUCCAACUAUGAGAUACUUGAUAAGGGAAGAGCACUAUUUUUCAGGGUAAUACGGAUGGGAUUCGAUGACAUUUACUUGUCCGGUCCUGGUUCAUUGGCAGAGAAGUAUGGAAAUGGCUAUUUCAUCUGUACAGGCCCUGCGUCGAUGCUGGUACCGAUUGUAGUGAACCCUGGAGAAGAAUGGAGAGGGGCACAAGUCAUUGAGCAUGACAAUUUGUAA
Oldenlandia corymbosa var. corymbosa is the source of this 1101-nucleotide messenger RNA. The record is from the annotation of a GenBank genome assembly. NCBI's taxonomy places the organism in Eukaryota, Viridiplantae, Streptophyta, Magnoliopsida, Gentianales, Rubiaceae.